AUGAGGUUCCUGAGUGUGACUCUCUUGCUGCUCCUGUCCCUGUACACUGUACUCGGUGUGAUGGAGGUGCGUUGGUGUACCAUCUCAGACCCAGAGCAGCGGAAAUGCGAAGACAUGAGCAAGGCCUUCCAGGAGGCUGGCAUCCAGCCCUCCCUCCUCUGCAUCCAGGGCACCUCUUCUGACCACUGUGUUCAACUCAUCAAGGACCAAGAAGCUGAUGCCAUCACCUUGGAUGGAGGAGCCAUUUAUGAGGCGGGGAAGGAGCAUGGCUUGAAGCCAGUGGUGGGUGAAGUGUAUGACCAAGACGCUGGGACCUCCUAUUACGCCGUGGCCGUGGUCAGAAGAAAUUCCAACGUGACCAUCAACACCCUGAAGGGCAUCAAGUCCUGCCACACAGGCAUCAAUCGGACUGUGGGCUGGAACGUGCCUGUUGGCUACCUAGUGGAGAGCGGCCAUCUCUCAGUGAUGGGUUGUGAUGUGCUCAAAGCCGUUGGCGACUAUUUCGGGGGCAGCUGCGUCCCUGGAGCGGGAGAAACCAGCUACUCUGAGUCCCUCUGUCGUCUGUGCCGUGGCGACCCCUCUGGGCACAACGUGUGUGACAAGAGCCCCCUGGAGAGAUACUAUGACUACAGCGGAGCCUUCCGGUGCCUGGCGGAAGGAGCAGGGGAUGUGGCCUUUGUGAAGCAUAGCACAGUGCUGGAGAACACGGAUGGGAAAACCCUGCCAUCCUGGGGCAGGGCGCUGAUGUCCCAGGACUUCCAGCUACUCUGCAGGGAUGGCAGCCGGGCCGAUGUCACUGAGUGGAGACGGUGCAACCUGGCCCGCGUGCCUGCACAUGCCGUGGUGGUCAGGAAUGACAUGCAUGGGGGCCUCAUAUUCCAGCUGCUCAAUGAAGGCCAGAUUCUGUUCAACCACGAGUCCAGCAGCUUCCAGAUGUUCAGCUCCGAGGCCUAUGGCCAGAAGAACUUGCUGUUCAAAGACUCCACCUUGGAGCUUGUGCCCAUCGCCACCCAGAACUAUGAGGCCUGGCUGGGCCAGGAAUACCUGCAAGCCAUGAAGGGCCUGCUCUGCGACCCCAACCGGUUGCCCCACUACCUGCGCUGGUGUGUGCUGUCCACACCCGAGAUCCAGAAGUGUGGAGACAUGGCUGUGGCCUUCAGCCGGCAGAGACUCAAGCCAGAGAUCCAGUGUGUAUCGGCCGAGUCCCCAGAGCACUGCAUGGAACAUAUCCAGGCUGGUCAUAUUGACGCUGUGACCUUGGAAGGUGAGGACAUCUAUACAGCAGGCAAGGCGUAUGGCCUGGUCCCGGCGGCUGGAGAACAGUAUGCUGAGGAGGACAGGAGCAAUUCCUACUUUGUGGUGGCUGUGGUGAGGCGAGACAGCUCCUACUCCUUCACCUUGGACGAACUUCGCGGCAAACGUUCCUGCCACCCAGGCUUGGGCAGCCCUGCCGGCUGGGAUGUGCCCAUAGGCUCCCUCAUCCAGCGGGGCUUCAUCCGGCCCAAGGACUGUGAUGUCCUCACAGCCGUGAGCGAGUUCUUCAAUGGCAGCUGUGUGCCUGUGAACAACCCCAGAAACUACCCAUCCUCGCUGUGUUCACUCUGCGUGGGAGAUGAGAAGGGCCGUAACAAGUGUGUGGGUAGCAGCCAGGAGAGAUACUACGGCUACAGCGGGGCGUUCAGGUGCCUUGCAGAGCAUGCAGGGGAUGUGGCCUUCGUCAAGCACACAACGGUCUUUGAGAAUACAAACGGCCACAAUCCUGAACCCUGGGCUGCUCACCUCAGGUCACAAGACUAUGAGCUGCUGUGCCCCAAUGGGGCACGGGCUGAAGUAAGCCAGUUCCAGGCCUGCAGCCUGGCACAGAUGCCAUCCCGAGCUGUCAUGGUGCAUCCAGACACCAACAUCUUCACUGUGUAUGGACUUCUGGACAAGGCCCAGGACCUGUUUGGAGAUGACCGCAACCAGAAUGGGUUCCAAAUGUUUGACUCCUCCAAAUACCACAGCCAAGACCUGCUUUUCAAAGAUGCCACAGUGCGAGCAGUACCUGUUGGGAAGAAAACCACAUACCUGGAAUGGCUGGGUCCUGACUACGUGGUGGCUCUGGAAGGGAUGCUGUCUCAACAAUGCUCGGGUGCAGUGGCCACAGUGCACCGAGUACCCCUGCUGUCCCCGCUCCUGCUGGGCCUGGCUGCAGGCCUCCUCCCGCGUGCUCUCUGAAUGUGGUUGCUGUAGGCAGCGGCUUGAGCAGGGAAAGCUACAGAGUCCAGCCCAAGAAACCCGGAAAUCGGCUAACCCUGCAGGAGAGCGCGGGAUUCCAGAGACAAGGUGAGGACUCUCACACGCAGCCCAAAGAGAAAUUUCUGGAAUCAGGAUGAUAAGGCCAAGUCUUCCCACCUGCCUGAGCCCUUGGUACCUGAGGCAACGUGCUGGCGGCUCCUUCAGCGAAUCUGUGCUUCCCACCUGGAGCCUACAGGCUGGCUGGGGGGAGGGAGGGGGACAAAGAGAGGCUGGCUGCCAUGGCAACCGAAAAGCCGGCUUCCCACACCUGCCUCUGUGUCAGUUGCCAAGGCAGAAACCCACCACCAACCUAGAGGACCUCAGUGACACAGUUCCCCCCCACCCAGUCCCUGCUCCCGCUGCUCCACUGCUCUCUCCCGAGUACGUCUGUCCACCGAGGCUCAGAGGCCCAAGCCCUGGGAGGAGCAGGGUUGCUAAGCACCUGAACUUUGUUCUUGUCUUCUGUGGCACCAAGGGGCCCAGCCCACUGGACAGUAGAAUCUACCAGACAGGGAUGGGAGAAAGGCCAGAGCUGGACUGUGGAGAUGAAGUCCUGCAGAAAACCUCAGGUGAAGGAGGUGCAAGUACUCCUACUCCUCCGCCAGCCUCACCCCCAGAAAGAAUGUUAGUGGAUGAGGAGCGUGAUGCAGGGUGAGGACUUCCUGCUGCAGGACUUGCCCUGCCCUGCCUGGACCUCUCCGCAUCAUGAGACUGCUGCCUGGAAUCCACUGCUCCCUCCUUUGGGGUCAACCUCAACAUUAUCUUCCUCCCUGCCUCAGUGUGUCCCUCACCCCCCACCAUCACCACACACACGCACACACACAUACAUGCGCGCACACACACACACCUUGACUGUGGGAGCAUUUCUAUCCCUUGUUUGAAGGAGCGUGAGCUAGCCCAAAAUCGACACCUGUGUUGAACUGUGCCCGAGGACAUGCCUGAACCAUGGGGUUGGGAAGAGCCCUGUCUUUGCCCACAGCCCUGCACCUGGUGCAGAAGGGGCCCCUGGUUCCUGCACACUGUGAGAAUCCACAGAAAGCUCAGGGAUGACCCUCUCCCCUCUCCAUUUGGCCAUUGUUCCCUCAAGAGCCAGAGAAAGUUUUUCAGAACUCCCAGCUUUUACUCCAAAUUUUGUUCCUUUAAAAAUAAUAAAGAGAAGAAACAGGAGCAAGCAGCCCUUGUCAGCACCCUGGAAGCAGCGUGGGCCUGGAGCUAUUUGUGUACUGGUCUGUGUGGGGGGCCUCGGGAUGCUGAUGACAGGCCAGGUUCCCAGUGGCUCGCCCCCACCUGUGGGCGACAGGACAGAUCUUUUACAUCUCUCAGCGGCAGAGAAGGCCCUGGCAGUGUCCCAUCCAGAGUCACACCUUCCUGAGGAAUCUCGGUCACCGAGCUGCUUUGGAGACCAAGCCCCUCCUCUCAGGACAGAACCAGCCAUUCUUUUCAGACCUGGGGAUUGGUAUUUCUCUUACAGGAGACUUUCAC
Chionomys nivalis (European snow vole) is the source of this 3759-nucleotide messenger RNA. RefSeq names its product melanotransferrin (gene Meltf). The transcript has 16 exons. Gene Ontology annotation, cellular component: plasma membrane; early endosome; recycling endosome. The coding region runs from base 1 to 2217 and encodes 738 amino acids. The record is from RefSeq and is a predicted model, not a curated record. Gene Ontology annotation, biological process: iron ion transport. NCBI's taxonomy places the organism in Eukaryota, Metazoa, Chordata, Mammalia, Rodentia, Cricetidae.